Messenger RNA from Coniophora puteana RWD-64-598 SS2, 926 nucleotides. Its product is annotated as Cwf15 Cwc15 cell cycle control protein. Bases 50 to 820 code for a protein of 256 amino acids. Lineage: Eukaryota; Fungi; Basidiomycota; Agaricomycetes; Boletales; Coniophoraceae. The transcript is spliced from 6 exons. Gene Ontology annotation, molecular function: RNA binding. The record is from RefSeq and is a predicted model, not a curated record. Gene Ontology annotation, cellular component: catalytic step 2 spliceosome. Gene Ontology annotation, biological process: mRNA cis splicing, via spliceosome.
CGCCUCACGCGCUCGAACUCUCCUCGUCCUCUUUCGUUUCUUCCAAGCCAUGUCUACCGCUCACAGACCAACAUGGGACCCCGCACAGGCGCGCGAUGUCAAGGGCGGCUCGCGUCAGUUCUCGGUGCGCGACAUGGCCGCACACACAAAACUCAAGUUUCGGCAGCCUGGGCAGACCUCAGUGAACGAGGUACAGAAGCGUGACUUGCGUGCGGAACUGCUGCUCGCGGAGGAGGAGGCGCAGAAUAAGAAACGGAAGGCAGAGGGCAAACCUCCAUUGGCUAUAGCUGGCGGGGAGGACGAGGAGGCAAAUAAGCGGCGGAAGCUGUUGCAGGAAACGUUAGAGAUGGACAAGGAUGAUGAAGACGAUGAAGAUGAGGAGGAGGACGGUGACGAGAAGAAAGAGAAUGGCAAGAACGAGGGCAAGAAUGACGACGACGAGAGUGGAGAGGGUUCGGACGAUGAAGACGACGAUGAGGAUGAGACUGCCGAACUCCUCCGCGAACUUGAGAAGAUCAAGCGUGAGCGUGCCGAAGAGAAGGCACGCCAGGAGCUCGAGCAGUCCACUUCACAGCAGGCUUCGCGCGAGGCCGAAAUUGCCACCGCGAACCCGCUUCUCAACCUUGCAGCAGCACUUGGCCAAGGUCCUGGCGUGGACACAACGGUGCCCGGCACAUUCUCGGUCAAGAAACGGUGGGAUGACGACUUGAUCUUCAAGAACCAGGCUAUGAGCCAGCGAGACAAGCCCCAAGGUCGAUUCGUUAAUGACCUCUUACGGACGGAGUUCCACAGAAAAUUCAUGUCUAAGUUCAUCAAGUAAUCGACGGACUCUGUUCAUAGACCAGUUGCAUACCAUACGAAAUAUAUUACGCACGCUUUCUGUACGACUCUAUCGGUACUGUAAUUUAUGCACUCGACACUGCCCC